CCUGUUUACUACAUGAGCAAAGCGCUCCUCCCAGUAGAAAGACGCUACAUGCCAAUCGAAAGAGCGGUCUUAGCAGUGGCAACAACCGCAAGGAAACUCCGUCCCUAUUUUCAAGAGCACCCUGUAGUCAUUCUCUCAAAUCUUCCGCUGAGAAAAAUCCUGAAGGGAAUGGAUGUGUCGGGUUGAAUGACCAAGUGGGCGGUUGAGCUCAGUGAGUAUGAUAUUGCAUACGCCCCGCGACCCUCCAUCAAAGGGCAGGUGCUGGCAGAUUUCAUUGCGGAGGGCUUCGGCCUUAGUGAUGCAAAGGAAGAGAAUGAAGUUUGGCGUCUUUUCGUAGACGGAGCGGCUGGAAAAGGAGGAGCAGGAGCGGGAAUAGUAAUUGAAACGCCCACAGGCGUAGUGCACGAAAUAUCUCACCGCUUCCUGGAGCUAAAGACCAACAACGUGGCGAAAUAUGAAGCGCUCCUCAGUGGGUUGAAGAUAGCGGUUAACAUGGGGGCAUCGCAACUGCACAUCUACUCCGACUCGUUGUUAGUAGUAAACCAAGUGCUUGAGAGUUACGAAGUUAAAGAGGAGGCGCUCACCAAGCUGGUUGGAGCGGUUAAAGGAAUUCUAUCACAGCUAGACUCCUGGAAGUUGGAGCAUGUGAAGAGGGAAGAUAACCACCACGCUGACGCCCUAUCCAAGCUGGCAACCGCCAUGGACUUCGAAGGGGAGCGUCGUGUUACAGUAACCAAGGAAGCGGCCCCAGCCUACGAGGUAAUGGCCCUUAACGAAGAGAGUCGCGACUGGCGGUCUCCCUUGGUCGACUACCUGCAAAAUGACGUUGUCCCGAAGAUGCACUCCUAGCCAAGGCGCUGAGACGAAAAGCGGCCCAUUAUACCAUGGUGGAGGGACAACUAUGCAAAAGAUCCUUCUCGGGGGCAUAUCUGAAAUGCCUUGGUCCGGAUGAAGCCAAGUGGAUGGUGAAAGAAAUCCACCAGGGGACA
Linum trigynum is the source of this 989-nucleotide messenger RNA. NCBI's taxonomy places the organism in Eukaryota, Viridiplantae, Streptophyta, Magnoliopsida, Malpighiales, Linaceae. The record is from the annotation of a GenBank genome assembly.